Messenger RNA from Chaetomium strumarium, 981 nucleotides. Its product is annotated as kinase-like domain-containing protein. Lineage: Eukaryota; Fungi; Ascomycota; Sordariomycetes; Sordariales; Chaetomiaceae. Gene Ontology annotation, biological process: signal transduction; regulation of G2/M transition of mitotic cell cycle; protein phosphorylation. Gene Ontology annotation, molecular function: cyclin-dependent protein serine/threonine kinase activity; cyclin binding; ATP binding. The record is from RefSeq and is a predicted model, not a curated record. Gene Ontology annotation, cellular component: nucleus; cyclin-dependent protein kinase holoenzyme complex; cytoplasm. Bases 1 to 981 code for a protein of 326 amino acids. The transcript has 3 exons.
AUGGAGAAUUACCAGAAACUCGAAAAGAUCGGGGAGGGCACAUAUGGCGUCGUCUACAAGGCUCGCGACCUGAACAAUGGCGGUCGGAUCGUGGCGCUCAAGAAGAUUCGGCUCGAGGCUGAGGACGAAGGUGUUCCUUCGACCGCCAUCCGCGAGAUAUCGCUGCUCAAGGAAAUGCGCGAUCCGAAUAUCGUGAAACUCUACAACAUCGUCCACGCCGACGGCCACAAACUUUACCUUGUCUUCGAGUUCCUCGAUUGCGACCUCAAGAAGUACAUGGAGGCGCUGCCUGUCAGCGACGGCGGAAGGGGCAAGGCGCUUCCUGAAGGCACCGGUCCUCGCGUACAGACCCUGGGACUUGGCGAUGCUAUUAUCCGAAAGUUCAUGAGUCAGUUGUGCGAGGGCGUUCGGUACUGCCACAGCCACCGGGUGCUGCACCGCGAUCUCAAGCCGCAGAACCUGCUCAUCGACCGCGAAGGAAACCUGAAGCUGGCCGAUUUCGGCUUGGCUCGCGCCUUCGGCGUCCCUCUCCGCACCUACACCCAUGAAGUGGUUACGCUCUGGUACCGCGCACCCGAGAUUCUACUUGGUGGUCGUCAAUACUCCACCGGAGUGGACAUGUGGUCCGUCGGCUGCAUCUUUGCCGAAAUGUGCACCCGCAAACCGCUCUUCCCAGGUGACUCCGAGAUUGACGAGAUAUUCAAGAUCUUCCGCUUGCUCGGGACCCCGACCGAGGACAUCUGGCCCGGUGUGACCAGCUACCCCGACUUCAAGGCUUCCUUUCCUAAGUGGGUGCGUGACCCCUCGGUGCCUCUGAUCCCGAACCUGGAUGAGGCGGGCUUGGAUCUUCUCGAAAUGAUGCUCGUCUACGACCCCGCCGGCCGUAUCUCUGCUAAGCAGGCCUGCAACCACCCUUACUUCGAGAGCUAUGAGGGCCGUGAACGCUUACGGGGGGGCCCGUAUGGCGGUAGCUACCACUAG